UGAAGAACAGAAGAGGACACAUUAUAUCAGAACUUUUGUGUAUUUCUGAAUGAACCCAGAUUAGAUUUUAAUUAUAAUAGUUAUUUACUCUUUAAACCAAAAGUUCAGAAAGUGAAAGUAAAUUGUAGAUCAUUUGAUAUUUUACAAGACGAGGAAAUGGAUUCAAAAUCUGUGGAAGAGCUUUCUUGUCCUGUUUGCUAUGAAAUCUUCAAGGUUCCUGUUUUUCUGUCCUGUAGUCACAGUAUUUGUAAAGAGUGUCUACACCAGUUCUGGAAAACUAAAGAAACCCAGGAGUGUCCUGUCUGCAGGAGAAGAUCCUCAAGAGAUGAUCCUCCAGUUAAUCUCACAUUAAAAAACUUGUGUGAUUCAUUGAUAAAGGAGGGAAAUGAGAAAAGUUCAUCAGGAUCUGAGGAGAUCUGCAGUUUACACAGUGAGAAACUCAAACUCUUCUGUCUGGAGGACAAACAGCCUGUGUGUUUAGUGUGCAGAGACUCAGAGAAACACACCAAUCACACAUUCAGACCCAUCAGUGAAGUGCUUUCAUCUUACAAGGAGGAAUUUAAUACAGCACUGACGUCCUUACUAAACAAGCUCAAACAUGGAGAAGAAAUGAAAGAAGAGUGUGAUGAAACAAUUCAACACAUCAAGUCUCAAGCUGAGCACACAGAGCGUCAGAUUAAAGAAGAGUUUGAGAAGCUUCAUCAGUUUCUCAGAGACGAAGAAGAAGCUACAAUCACUGCACUGAGGGAGGAAGAGGAGCAGAAGAAGCAGAGGAUGAAGAAGAAGCUGAAAGAGAUACACAGACACUUCUCAUCUCUUUCACACACAAUCAGAGACAUGGAGAAGAUGAAAAAAAGACAAUGA
Messenger RNA from Rhinichthys klamathensis goyatoka, 864 nucleotides. RefSeq names its product E3 ubiquitin-protein ligase TRIM35-like. The transcript has 3 exons. Gene Ontology annotation, molecular function: zinc ion binding. The record is from RefSeq and is a predicted model, not a curated record. Lineage: Eukaryota; Metazoa; Chordata; Actinopteri; Cypriniformes; Leuciscidae. The coding region runs from base 157 to 864 and encodes 235 amino acids.